GAGUUGAAAUGAACAAAAAAGAAAGAAAGAAAGAAAGAAAGUCGAGUAUGAAACAAAAGAAGUCAUUGUUUCUGUCCAAAACAAGAAAGAAGCAAUAUAGAGUCUGAUUUUAUUGACCACUUUCCAUUAAGAAAAAGGGUAUUUUCUCUGUAUUAUGGCUGAUGGACUCUGUCUCCAAGCAUGUUAUUUCUUAUCAUGCUGUAGUGGGAAGCAGACGAUAAUGUUUAUUGGUACCAAAAUCUACCGCCAAGAAAUACCCACUUUAUCAUUCUCUAUAAAUGUUUCACCCUCCAUUGAAAUCUGACACACUUUUUCUCUGAUAGUUCACCUUCUGCUCCACAAUCUCAAAAAGCUAAUCUAAAGUUGAACCCCACAAGUUUCAAAUCCCAUUCCAUGCCAUAUCCCCACAUUCCUUUUUCUUCGUUAGUGAUGAGAAUGCUUUAGGUCUGAAGAAAGAAAGAAGAAAUGAGGGUUCUGCAAAAGCUCCGCCUUCUGUUCUUCAUUGCAAGUCGUGUUUCUAUGAUGCUUCUUCUUCCACAUGUGAGCUCAUCCACAGAGAACAUGGAAGCUAUAGGUGGUCAUUCUAGCAGCAAAGACAACAGCAUCAAGAUGAACCCUAGGCUUGUGUUCGAGAUUUCAUUACAUGGAUUUCUUCUGUGGGCUUCAAUGGGAUUCUUGAUGCCUGUGGGUAUACUUGCAAUCAGACUGUCUAAUAAUGGUGGGGCUAAUCAAAGAAGGUUCAGAAUGAUUUUCUAUGUUCAUGCAAUUCUGCAGAAGGUUGCUGUAAUUGUUGCCACAGUUGGUGCAAUCAUGUCCAUAAAAAACUUCAACAAUGCUUUCAACAAUAAUCAUCAACGAGUAGGGGUGGCUCUCUAUGGUAUUAUCUGGCUUCAAGCCCUUCUCGGUAUUUUUAGACCUCGAAGGGGAUCUAAAAGAAGGAGUGUAUGGUUCUUUCUGCACUGGAUACUUGGAACUGUGAUUUCCUUCCUGGGAAUUCUGAAUGUAUAUAUAGGCUUACAAGCCUACCAAGAGAAGACAUCAAAAAGCAUAAGAAUAUGGAACAUACUGUUCACUAUUCAGCUUGUUAUCAUUAUGUUCUUCUACCUUCUUCAAGACAAAUGGGUUUACUUGCAGAAGAAGCAAGGAGUGAUUUUGGACAAUGAAUGUCAAGAAAUUUCUUCAGAUAUCAAGCAGAAGGAAAUGAAAGCUGAGUCUUGUUGAGAGAGACUUUUACUUUUAUAGGUUUAAACUAUGUGAAAAUUCUCGAAUAAGUUGAUUGUUUUUAAAACUGGCACAAUCAUUUAAAGAUUGUCAGCUACAUAUUAGUGAGUUAAUUCUUUUUUGUAA
Messenger RNA from Prosopis cineraria, 1347 nucleotides. RefSeq names its product cytochrome b561 domain-containing protein At2g30890-like. The coding region runs from base 466 to 1221 and encodes 251 amino acids. The record is from RefSeq and is a predicted model, not a curated record. Gene Ontology annotation, molecular function: transmembrane monodehydroascorbate reductase activity. NCBI's taxonomy places the organism in Eukaryota, Viridiplantae, Streptophyta, Magnoliopsida, Fabales, Fabaceae. The transcript is spliced from 5 exons.